This is a messenger RNA of Bombyx mandarina (wild silkworm), 2573 nucleotides long. Its product is annotated as transmembrane channel-like protein 7. Gene Ontology annotation, molecular function: mechanosensitive monoatomic ion channel activity. Gene Ontology annotation, cellular component: plasma membrane. The record is from RefSeq and is a predicted model, not a curated record. NCBI's taxonomy places the organism in Eukaryota, Metazoa, Arthropoda, Insecta, Lepidoptera, Bombycidae.
AACAUUGCAAGAUUUUCAAAUUUUCAUUGUUUUUUUCAAAUCAAAAGACAUGAAAUGGCUUAAAAAUAUUUAGUGUAAUUGUAUUAAACAUAUCAGUGUAAAGAAGAGCUAGCAACAAAUGAAACUUAUUUUAAAUUUAUGAAAUAAAAUAUAUAUGUUAUCAAUAUUGGUAUUGUGGUAGCUCCCUUUAAACUCUCGUAUAACUAAACAAUAAAAAAUGGACGAUGAAAUAGAAGUGGACCCGAGGCCUUUAAGCUCACGCCGAAGCUUUACGCUGAGAAACUCUGCAGCAAGACAGGUCGCCGUCAACUUUAUGCCAUCAAGACAAAUUCCUUACAACACAUUGAGACUACGUCGAAACAAUACCGAAAAUAAUGCAUUGCUGACUGAUGUUGCUGAGGCAGCAGAUGAAGCUGACAAUGCUGAUGUGCAAGCCAAUAUUAUCGUUCGUGAGAUGGAACAGCACCACCAGCUCAUGGAGGACACCCCUGAUGCCGAGGAGCUGAGAAGAGAGGCUCUUCGUGAGCUCCCGCAAGGUUUGACCAUGAAGAGGAAUGUACGAGCGAAAUUAUCUGCCUCAGUUAGCUUGAGGUCGAAAAGGAAACCAAUUUCACUGUGGAAAAGGUUCAAAUACAGAAUGAGCUUUGGAUGGAAACGGACAAAAGACCGCAUGCGCGAUCUCGUAUUUUCGAUUGAACUCUGGUACGAAGCCAUUCGGAAUAUUGAGGGCCACUUCGGAUCGGCUGUCGGGUCAUACUUCUAUCUAGUUCGCUGGCUGUUUACUAUGAACUUGCUGCUAUCUGGAAUGGUGAUACUGUUCGUGGUGGUGCCGCAGGUCCUGCAUGAUAAGCCCGACAGGACUGUAAACUUCGGAUUCUGGGAUUUCAUUAGUGGGCAGGGUUGGUUAGAAGACUCGUUGUUGUUCUACGCGCACUACCACGACGGCGCGGUGGUCACGGCCGGACUCUCAUACUACAUGCCGUUCGCGUAUUUCUUCACUAUGGUCUGUCUGUAUCUGACAUGUUUUGCUGUUCUGUGCUACAGAACUGCAUAUUCCUACCGACGUAACUUCAUCGAGACCGGAGGCGGAGUGACUUUGAUUUUCGCCAACAAAGUUUUUUGCGGCUGGGACUUUGGUAUAGUCUCCCAUAAAGCCGCCGAAUUGACCUCCACAAGCAUCUAUAACGAAUUUAAGGAACUCCUCAGCGAACAGAACAGGAACAAAGUGUCGAUGCCGGUCUGCGUGAGGAUAUGCCAGUACAUGACCAACGUAGUGGCCACCGGGCUGGUGCUGGCGCUGGUGGUGGCCGUGAACUGGGGGCUGUGGCACAUGCUGGAGGCGGAGACGGAGUGGGCGGUGUGGGAGCUGGCGGUGUCGGCGCUGCUGACGCUCGUCGUCACUCUGUGCCCACUCGUCUUCUACGGAGUUGUCAAAUUAGAGUACUACACGCGUCGUACGGCGGUCUACGUGACGCUGGCCAGGACUUGGCUGUUGGACAUGGGCGCGCUGAUGCUGCUGCUGGUGUACUGGUCCCGGUCGAACACUGACUGCUGGGAGACGCGUUUCGGUCAGGAAGCGUACAGGCUGGUCCUGCUGGACGCCGUGGUCUCGCUGCUGGUGUUGCCAGCCAUUGAGUUUAUUAGAGCUUUGAUAUAUAAGUUAAACCCGGACUCGUCGGCGCCGGAGUUCAACAUAGCGUACAACUCGCUCACGUUGAUCUACAACCAGGGGGUGCUCUGGUUCGGCCUGCUGUUCUCCCCCCUCCUGGUGGUGGCGGUCACCAUUAAGUUCUUUAUCCUGUUCUACGUGAAGAGAGAAUGCGCUCUGAGGGCAUGCCAGCCGGCUAGAAAGGUGUGGCGGGCGGCACAGACGCAGACGGUGCUGUACGUGCUGGUCACGCUCUCGCUCUUCGCCACGCUGUUCGGGCUCGGCUCACUGUUCUUCAGGAGUUCAUCGAAGGUCUGCGGCCCGUUCCGUGGCUACGAGACGGUGUACAGCGUGCUCAGCGAAGGAGCCCUGAGGCUGUCGGAGCACCCCGCCGCUGCCACCAUACUCGCCUUCUUCGGCAGGCCCGGACCUCUGGCCUUCAUACUGCUUUUUCUCUGCGUGUCGGUGUACUACAUGCGGGCGCGCGCCCUCGCGCACUCCUCCAUGGUGGUCAUAUUGCGUCACAUGCUGGUACUGCAGGCGAAGGACAAGGACUUCCUGCUCAACGCCAUCGCUAAAGUCUCCAACGGGGAGUGGUCGUACAGCCCGAAGGCGGCCGAGGGCCCGGACAGCCACACGUGGAAGUACAUUAGGGACGUCAGGAAGCCAUCGAACUCUGGCUUCCAUUUUGACGCGUCGAGGCUCAGUCAUUCGUUCGGGGACCGACCUCGGUCGCGCGUCAAGGAAUACCGGCCUUAUUCGCAUCUGACCGAGAGGUCGAAAUCGAAUGACGGCGACACGGACAGUUCGUUUAGCUGGCAAGGCUCUAGCAGUCGUCUGGCACAAGCCGAAGACGACAAGAGGUGGCCUUAGUUCGCAGUCUUAUAUAUGAGUCGUCUAUUAUCAAAGGUGGCAAUCUGUGCAU